Molecule: messenger RNA, 4064 nt
Organism: Lactuca sativa (garden lettuce)
Lineage: Eukaryota; Viridiplantae; Streptophyta; Magnoliopsida; Asterales; Asteraceae
Source: RefSeq, a predicted model, not a curated record
GUUUAUAUAGUUGUCAUUUAUUCUUAUACUACUUUUGUUACAUUGAUUGGGUUUAGGGACAUCCGAAAGCCGCUUCUUUGAAAACCGUCCCAUUGUUGUUUCCAGAGCUUUAUGCAGAACUCUUUGAUGGAAAUAGUGCCUCUGGUAAUCUCAGCUAUGCCACAUCCCAAACACCAUCGGGACAUGGAUCAUCUUCUUUCCAUGUCACACCACUGCAACUUAUGGACACCCCUUCUGUUAACAUAGAUGAGGAUGAUUUCUUUUCCAAUCAUACCACUCAGCCACCACCUUCUGCUGCUUCACCUUCUAGUAACCCCAACAAAAGAGCUAAACCCUCAACUCCUAGACCUCGAGUGUAACACCGUAAAUUUCAAAACAAUUUUUCAUUUAAAACUAAUCGUUUAAUUCUUAAAAAAACACUUUUCUUAAAAUCUCAUUCAUAAUCGAAUUGCAAAAACAUAACUCCAUUUUCACUUGCAUAAUAAACCAGGAUGCUCUGAAUAUGACUCUUUCUCUGGUGUGUACAAUCGAGUCGGUGCCGUCCCGUGAUCCUGAGAGAAACCUGAAACACAUAACACAAAACACUAUAAGCACGAAGCUUAGUGAGUUCCCCAAAAUACCACACAUAACACAUAUUAGCCACUCGAGGCUAUAACUCUAUGGGUCCGUGGACCCUACUCUAUGAACCCUCUGGUUCUAACUCUGUGAACCUUCCGGUUCUAACUCUGUAAACAUGCACAACAUAAAUCACAUAGAAAUAAUGCAGUACAACACAUAGCAUACAAAUACUCUAUCACAUAACUCUGGUUACCUACUCAAGGUAAAGUAUAGUGAGAAGACUCACCUGGCAAGCAGAAAGCAGAUAUCCCCACACUUGAAUCUCCAACUCGCCACCGCCUAACACAUAAGGCAAAUACUCUCAUGAAUAUAACUCUCGAGACUACAAUCAACCCUCUCUUGGCACCCUCUUCAGGGUAAAAGACCAUUUUACCCCUCUCUUGGCCCAAAGGCCACAUCGCUGACCAAACCCUAAAAGUCAAAAAAAGUCAACGAUCAACUUUGACCGGACUUGGCGAGUGCACUAGGGCGACUCGGCGAGUCUAUACGUGUCCACUGACUCCCUUGGAUCCUCUCUUGACACGUCGAGUAUUUCUCUGACUCGACGAGUUUCACCUGGCAUAAAUCGUGGGGCCACCACGACUCAACUCGUCGAGUCUCAAGAACAACUCGGCGAGUUCCGGCUUGACUCAGUCCCCCCUGACUCUCCCUGAAUCACUGAGUCGACCCCUCAACUCAACAAGACCACUCGCUGAGUGGUUACGGGCAAACUUCAUGCUACUCGCCGAGUCUGUUCUUCAGACUCGGCGAGUCCAUGCCAUGCAUAACUCAAACUCAUUUCUAAGGUCAGAUCUGUUCCAUACAAUCAUAGAUCUGGCCUCCCCAGGCAUGAUAAUCACGUAAAGUCCAAACCUUGGUGCUCAAACAACGACUAUUUGCUCCUAGGUGAUGUUUUAGCCCCAUAUCUCAUAACUCUAGGUCAAAACUCCCAUGAAUCCUCAUAAAGCUUAAGGAAUAAAGCUUCUCUGGACCUCUAUGGAUCUCAUCCCAAGACUCAUCACAAAUAGGGACGAAAUGGACAUCAAAUCUAACCAACAAAGGGGUCAAGAAACCCUAACCCCCAUGUUUAUCAUGACAACAGAAAAGGAAGCCAAAAUAUACCUCUAAGAUGAUGCUCUGAGCUCCAAAAUCGAAGGAUGUCCACCUCCCUUGCCUCCUCUUAGCUAGAAUCUCCUUUGCCUUUCCAAACAAAGCUUCAAAGUUCAACAAUGGCCUCUUCUCUCUCCCAAAACGCUCAAAAUCUCUUUAGGGUUUCUCUCUGGGGUUGGUGGCCGCAAAUGACGGCCAUAAGCCCCUUUAAAUAUGUCUCAAACCCUGGAAAUUAGGGUUUCAUUAAACUGCGUGGACUCGCUGAGUCCAGACGUGAACCCGGAUGAACAUCCGCGACCAUACUCGGCGAUUCUUGGCUCCAACUCGCCGAGUUCCUCCUUAAACACCAAAAUAAUUAAAUAAAAUAAUAUACCUGGGAAAUCAGGAUGUUACAUCGAGCUAGUGCCUCACCUGAGCCACCUUCUAGUGGCUCCCCUAAAGCUUCUAUUACUGCUGAUGAUUUAGCAUUGGAGAUGCAGCAAGCUCUACGACAUUUGACUCGAGGGCCAACAAUUUCCCAAUGUUUAGAGAAACUAGAGUUACUCGAGUUAGGCCCGGUUGACCCUCUACGAUUUGCUGCUUAUCAUAUUUUUGGAGGGACCAUGAAUAUGAGAGAGAUGUGGGUAAAUUUGCCUAAUGAUCCACAAAUAUUAAGAGGGUGGAUCGAGAUGACAGCUACAAGUUUAGGAGUAUUGAAGGAUGGAAAGAUUGUCCAUUAAGUUUACAUAUUUGAAUUUGAACUAUGUGGUUAUGUUUUUUGGUUAUUUGGUACUUGGAUGUUAUUUGUAGUAUGUGGUUAUUUGGUACUUGAAUGUUAUUUGUAGUAUUUGGAAUUUGAGCUAUGUGAUUACGUAUUUUGGUUAUUUGGUUAUGUUAUUUGGUACUUGAGUUUUAUAUUUUUUUAUUUGGUACUUGAGUUUUAUAUUUUUUUUUAUUUGGAACUUGAACUACGUGAUUAUAUAUUUUGGUUAUUUGGUACUUGAGUUUUAUAUUUGGUACUUGUGUUGAUUAAUAGGUUCCUAAUGGAUCACGACAAAAAGAUACUACUCAUAAUUCUAAUGUACUUGUACGUCCGCUACUUUUGGAAAAGGGGUGUAAAACGAGUGCGGGACAAUGAUUCGGAAAUGACGGGACAUGAAUUUACAUUAGAGUUACUUCACCGUAAUCCUGUACAAUGUGUGGAAGUGCUACGCAUGUUCCGUGAAUCAUUUGUCCGACUAUGUGCUCAUUUUAGAGUAAACUACGCAUUAAAUGAUAGCAAACAUGUGUCGGUUGAGGAGAAGAUGGCUAUGUUUUUGAUGAUGAUCGGUCAUAACCAACGUUAUGUGAUUAUCAAGCGGAGAUUUCAACACUCAAAGCAAACAGUUCAUAAGUUUUUUCAUGAAGUGUUGGACAAAAUGCUGCUUUUCGCACAUGACAUUAUAGUGCCAACUUCUUUUAAUCCGAAUCCAAAUAUUCCAGGACAUAAUAGGAGGCUACGACGGGUGUUCAAGGGAGCAGUUGGUGUGCUUGAUGGCACCUUGAUACAUGCUGUUGUCCCUGCAAACAAACGGGAUUUAUAUAGAAGUAGGGGAAAAGGUGAUUGUUACCAAAACAUAUUGGCAAUAUGUGACUUCAACAUGAUGUUUACGUUUGUUGUGGCCGGUUGGGAAGGGAUAGCACACGAUUCUAGAAUUUUAUCAGAAGCAUUAGCAAAUCCACAUGCACGAUUCCCGCUUCCACCACCAGAUAAAUAUUAUCAUUGUGAUGCCGCUUAUGCAAACAUUCGAGGUUUUAUGGCACCGUACCGUAAUGUGAGGUAUUGGCUUGGAGAUUUCCGUCGAAGACGUGCAUUAACGAAUAAAGAAAAAUUUAACCAUGCACACGCAAAACUUUGGAAUGUCAUUGAGCGUGCUUUUGGUGUCUUGAAAGCACGAUUCCCUAUAUUGAAGAGGAUGGCACCAUUCUCAUUGGUUAAACAUCGAAACAUUACCCUAGCAUGCUUUGCGCUUCAUAAUUUUAUAAGAAGAGAGGGACUACGUGAUGUGUUUUUUGCACAAUAUGACAAACCAAAUGUCUCAGUUCGGAAUAACAAUGCAGGCGUUGAUAAUGAUGAAGAUGAGAUUCCAACACAUGGUACUGCAGCGGAUCGUGAAUAUAUGACUCAGUUAAGAGAUGAAAUUGCCGAACAAUUGAUGCAAAAUAUGGAAUGAAAAUUAUUAAAGUUUGGUUGUAUGAAUUUUAUUUAAAAAUGUUAUUGUAAGACUAAUUUGGUUGUUUGAAUUUUAUUUCAAUGUUUUUAGAUUACAAUUAUUAAAUUUUUGGUAUUAAAAAACUAUUAUCGGUUUAUUAAAUUAUUUUAUUUUAAUUUUUUUUAA